This is a messenger RNA of Struthio camelus australis, 1438 nucleotides long. Lineage: Eukaryota; Metazoa; Chordata; Aves; Struthioniformes; Struthionidae. The record is from RefSeq and is a predicted model, not a curated record.
AUGGACAGCGAGCCAGCUUUGCGCCUGCAAGAGUGGCCGCGCUCGGUCAAUGUUGGAUGUGUCCCCAAAAAGGUGAUGUGGAACACAGCAGUUCACGCGGAGUUCAUCCAUGAUCACGCUGAUUACGGGUUUGAGGUGGCUGGCAGCAAAUUUAACUGGAGAACUAUUAAAGAAAAGCGUGAUGCUUAUGUGAGACGCCUGAACGAGAUCUACGAAAAUAAUGUAAACAAGGCUCACAUUGAAAUCAUUCGUGGCUAUGGAAAGUUUACGGCUGAUCCAGAGCCUACAGUUGAAGUUGAUGGUAAAAAGUACACAGCUCCUCACAUCCUUGUAGCUACUGGUGGGCAACCAUCAGUCCCUCUUGAAAGUGAAAUUCCUGGUGCCAGCCUGGGUAUCACCAGCGAUGGGUUCUUUGAUCUUGAAGAGCUGCCCAGGCGCAGCGUUGUUGUUGGUGCUGGGUACAUUGCAGUAGAAAUAGCAGGGAUCCUUUCCACUCUGGGCUCCAAGUCCUCCUUGCUGAUACGUCAUGACAAGGUGCUGCGGACGUUUGACUCAUUGAUCAGUUCAAACUGCACACAGGAGCUGGAGAACACCGGGGUCGACGUGUGGAAGCACGCACUGGUCAAGACAGUCACGAGGUCCCCUGGUGGGUUGCUGGAUGUGACAGUAACGUCCUCAAUGCCUGGCUGUAAGCCAACGGUUAGAGUGAUCCAGGAUGUGGACUGCCUUCUAUGGGCCCUUGGGAGAGUCCCAAACACGGAAGGGCUUUGCCUGGACCGAGUGGGUGUUAAAGUGGAUGCAAAAGGUCACAUUGUGGUCGAUGAGUUCCAGAACACCACGAGGAAAGGGAUUUAUGCUAUUGGGGACGUCUGUGGAAAAGCCCUCCUCACCCCAGUUGCGAUAGCAGCCGGCAGAAAGCUCGCACACAGGCUCUUCGAAGGCAGGCAGGACUCCAAGCUGGACUACACUAACAUUCCCACCGUCGUUUUCAGUCACCCGCCCAUUGGGACCGUGGGCCUCACCGAAGAUGAAGCCAUUUCUGCGCAUGGGAAAGAGAAUGUGAAGAUCUACAGCACUUCGUUUACCCCCAUGUAUCAUGCGGUCACCAAAAGGAAGACUAAGUGUGUCAUGAAACUGGUUUGUGCUGGCAAGGAAGAGAAGGUGGUGGGAUUGCACAUGCAAGGGCUGGGCUGUGACGAAAUGCUGCAGGGCUUUGCUGUGGCCAUCAAAAUGGGAGCUACCAAGGCCGACUUUGACAACACGGUUGCCAUUCACCCUACUUCUGCAGAAGAGCUGGUGACACUGCGCUGAAAUGGUGGGCCUGAGGAGCCUGAGAGGUGGCAGCUGAAGCACAGAAGCCAGCUGCCUUCUCUGGGCAGUGCGUCUUCUCUGCAACCAAUUCCAUGAGCCAAUUUUCUCCUCCCCCCCCCCCCCCCCC